Messenger RNA from Bufo bufo (common toad), 1175 nucleotides. RefSeq names its product methyl-CpG-binding domain protein 3. Lineage: Eukaryota; Metazoa; Chordata; Amphibia; Anura; Bufonidae. Gene Ontology annotation, molecular function: DNA binding. The transcript is spliced from 6 exons. Bases 71 to 916 code for a protein of 281 amino acids. The record is from RefSeq and is a predicted model, not a curated record.
UCCUUCCAUCAACUCCAUUCUAGUGUCUAUCAUAAGCGUGUUGGAUUCCCUGAGAGUGACUGGCAGCAGGAUGGAGAGGAAACGUUGGGAGUGCUCGGCUUUGCCUCAAGGUUGGAAAAAAGAAGAGGUGACCCGCAGGUCAGGCUUGUCCGCAGGCAAGAGCGAUGUCUACUAUUAUAGCCCAAGUGGUAAGAAGUUCCGUAGUAAGCCACAGCUGGCACGUUAUCUUGGAAACUCCAUGGACCUAAGCACAUUUGACUUUCGUACAGGAAAAAUGUUGAUGAGCAAAAUCAACAAGAACAGACAGCGCAUGCGAUAUGAUGGGAUGAAUCAGGCCAAGGGAAAGCCUGAUCUGAACACAGCACUUCCAGUUAGACAGACUGCCUCUAUCUUCAAGCAGCCAGUCACCAAGGUGACAAACCAUCCUACCAACAAAGUGAAGAGUGAUCCCCAGAAAGCAGUUGACCAGCCACGUCAGCUUUUUUGGGAAAAGAAACUGAGUGGUUUAAAUGCUUUUGACAUAGCAGAAGAACUUGUUAAAACUAUGGAAUUGCCCAAAGGGCUGCAAGGGGUAGGGCCUGGAUGUACUGAUGAAACCCUCCUUUCUGCUAUUGCAAGUGCCCUACAUACAAGCACCAUGCCAAUCACUGGGCAGUUGUCUGCCGCAGUGGAGAAGAACCCAGGAGUGUGGCUUAACACUUCUCAGCCAUUAUGCAAAGCAUUUAUGGUGACCGAUGAGGACAUCAGGAAACAGGAAGAUCUUGUACAGCAGGUGAGGAAAAAGUUGGAAGAAGCUCUUAUGGCUGACAUGUUUGCUCACGUAGAGGAAAUAUCAAAGGACGGUGGUGCCCCACUUGAUAAAGAUCUUGAUGAGGAUGAAGAUGAUAUGAGAGGUCAAGAAGCAGAUGAUUUAUAAGUACGAAGUGUUAAGGAUUCUGUCUAUUAAUAAUUGUGGAGAUUUUUUUCCUUUAAUCAACAGGCCUGAGACAUUCCACCCAAAUGUUUGCCACUACCUUCUUGUCAGAGUUAUUUUAACCAUCAAAGUAAAUCUGAAGUCCUUCUUUAAGCAAGGGUUAUAUAGUUUAAGUAUAGUUACAUUUGUUGAAGUAUUGCGUGGGGUGAAUAUUGUUUUUUUUUUGUUUUUUUUCUUUUCUUUGUGUGUUUCCUUGAAUAUA